AUGGGUAACGCGGAUACAAAAUUAAAUUUUAGAAAAGCUGUUGUUCAACUAACAUCCAAAUCUCAGCCUAUUGACGCAGCAGAUGAAAGUUUUUGGGAUCAGUUUUGGUCAGAAAGUGUAACAAAUGUGCAGGAUGUAUUUGCAUUAGUUCCUGGGGCAGAGAUUCGUGCAUUACGAGAAGAAUCGCCAAACAAUUUGGCUACCCUUGUGUACAAGGCUGUAGAAAAGUUGGUGAAAAUUGUCGAUAGCAGCUGUAGAACACAACGCGAACAACAGACUGCUUUAAAUUGUGCUCGACUACUCACUCGUGUCCUACCCUACAUGCUAGAAGAACCAGAAUGGCACAGUUUCUUCUGGUCUUCUCUACCUGCAGCUGCAGAGAAUGAAUCUGUACCGCUUGCCCAGUCUCUUAUCAAUGCUAUUUGUGAUCUUCUAUUUUGUCCAGAUUUCACAGUAGUGAGCACUAAAAGAUCAGGACCAGAGCGUGCAGAGGAGCUGUCGUCGCUCGACAGCUGCGAGUAUAUAUGGGCAGGCGGCGUGGGGUUCGCGCGCAGUCCGCCGCGCACCGCGCAGCACGAGGCGGCGCGCGCGGAGUUGCUGCGGCUGCUGCUCACGUGCUUCAGCGAGACCAUAUACAAGCCGGCGAGUCAGGCCGCCACGCACCAUAAUAAGUGGAUUGCAUACCUAACAAGUCCAGAAAAUCGUCACGCAUUGCCACUGUUCACUUCACUAUUGAACACAGUGUGCUCAUACGACCCUGUAGGGCUCGGGCUGCCGUACAACCAUCUUCUAUUUGCAGACACCCUGGAACCUUUGGUUGAGGUAGCUCUACAAGUUCUCAUCGUGACUUUAGAUCACGACACCAGUAAUGCCAUCAAUGAAGAUUCAGAUGAACGUCUACCAGACAACCUGUUCAUCAACUACCUGUCCCGCAUCCACCGCGACGAGGACUUCCAGUUCGCGCUGCGCGGCGUCACGCGCCUCCUCAACAACCCGCUGCAGCAGACCUACCUGCCCAACUCCAGCAAGAAGGUCGCUCUGCACCAGGAGCUGCUGGUCCUCUUCUGGAAGAUGUGCGAUUAUAAUAAGAAAUUCAUGUACUAUGUAUUGAAAAGCAGUGAUGUACUGGAAGUGUUGGUGCCCAUAUUGUAUCACUUGAACGACUCGCGCGCAGAUCAGUCUCGCGUGGGGCUGAUGCACAUCGGCGUGUUCAUCCUGCUGCUGCUGUCGGGCGAGCGCAACUUCGGCGUGCGCCUCAACAAGCCGUACAGCGCCAGCGUGCCCAUGGACAUCCCCGUGUUCACGGGCACGCACGCCGACCUGCUCGUCGUCGUCUUCCACAAGAUCGUCACCACCGGCCACCAGCGGCUGCAGCCGCUGUUCGACUGCCUCCUCACUAUACUGGUUAAUGUAUCCCCCUACCUAAAGACAUUAUCAAUGGUGUCAUCCACCAAGCUCCUGCACCUGCUGGAAGCGUUCAGCACCCCCUGGUUCCUGUUCUCCAGGCCUCAUCACCAUCACCUCGUGUUCUUCCUAUUGGAAAUGUUCAAUAACAUGAUACAGUAUCAGUUUGAUGGCAACUCGAACCUGGUGUACACGAUCAUCCGCAAGCGCGCCGUGUUCCACAGCCUCGCCAACCUGCCGCACGAGCACGCCGCCAUCGCGCGCUCGCUCGCCGCCGCGCGCAACGUCAAGCACGCCAAGGCCUUGCCCAGGUCGCGCAGCACGGAGUCGGUGUCGGAGGCGGCCAUGGAGGGCUCGCGGCCGGCGCAGCCCGCCGAGCCCGGCACGCUCAACGCCACCUUGCCUGAGACACCACCGAUAGCGGCGAUGACGGAGAAGGAGUCGGCGCACCCGCCGGCGCGCGAGCAGCUGCUGCCGCGCCGCGCCGGCGACGGGGAGGAGGGCACGCACGCCGUCGCACAGAAAGACACCCUGCGCAUGUCGACGGGUGAGACGGACAUGGGCGAGGGUAGAGAGGGCGGGGAGGAGGGCGCGGAGGCGUGGCGGCCCAGCGGCGAGUGGGUGGCGAGCUGGCGCGCGCGCCUGCCGCUGCAGACCAUCAUGCGCCUGCUGCAGGUGCUCGUGCCGCAGGUCGAGAAGAUAUGCAUCGACAAGGGUCUGACGGACGAGUCGGAGAUCCUGCGGUUCCUGCAGCACGGCACGCUGGUGGGGCUGCUGCCGGUGCCGCACCCCAUCCUCAUCCGCAAGUACCAGGCCAACGCCGGCACCGCCGCCUGGUUCCGCACCUACAUGUGGGGCGUCAUAUACAUACGGAACGUGGACCCUCCGAUCUGGUACGACACAGACGUGAAGUUGUUUGAGAUACAGCGGGUA
Brenthis ino (lesser marbled fritillary) is the source of this 2337-nucleotide messenger RNA. NCBI's taxonomy places the organism in Eukaryota, Metazoa, Arthropoda, Insecta, Lepidoptera, Nymphalidae. The record is from the annotation of a GenBank genome assembly.